AUGGCGUCUAAUGAUGAUAAUGAUUCUUCAUUCGAUGAUCUCAACCAAAAUGAUACUGAACGUGAUUUGUAUGCUGUAUUGCACAUUAGUAAAGAUGCAGAUGCAACAACAAUUCAACAAGCUUAUCGUCGAUUGACACUUCUUUAUCAUCCUGAUAAACAUACUGAUUUACGAAAUAAACAAUUAGCUAUGGAAUUAUUUAUUCAAGUCAAAAAAGCAUAUGAUAUUAUAAAUGAUCCACAAAAACGUGCAAUUUACGAUGUUCUUGGUAUGAAAGGUUUGAAAACAGAUGGAUGGGAAGUCAUCAGUCGAACAAAAACUGCUCGUGAAAUUCUUGAUGAAUAUGAACGACUUGCAAAAGAACGUGAAGAAACUCGUUUUAAUCAAAUCACAAAUUUAAAUGGUUCAGUACAUACAACAGUGAAUCUAACUGAUAUAUUUAAUCAAUUAAAUUCAUCCAAUGAAGACAGUGAUUUUUCUACAAAUAUUCAAAUAACAGAAUUUACAGUUGAACAAAGUAUUGAUAUUCCAUUAACAUAUCAGAAUACAACAACUGUAAGUGCCGUUGCAACAACACGUAAUGGACGAGGUACAGGAUCAUUAACAACUUCAUUUCGACGUACUCUACCGGAUUUAUCUUGGUUUCGUAUUGAUUCAACAUUUAGUCAACAUCCUCACAUAGGACUUCGUUAUUUUCGUCGUAUAACACAAAAACUCCAUGCAAGUGUUGCUACUACAUUUAGUUUUAUUAAAGGUCGUCGAGCUAUAGCAACACCUGGCUUUGUAUUUUCAACAAGUUAUCAAUUAAGUCAUCAUUUAACUAGUAGUUUACAAUGGAAAACAGGACGAGGUUCAUAUAUGAAAGGAUUUUUACAUUAUGAUAAUCAGAAAUGGUCAAUUUCAAGUGCUCUUCAACUUGGAAUUAACAAUACAUAUGGAGCAAUUGAUGGUGUUUAUCGAUUUCCUGAUGUAUGCAAUCUACGAUGUAGUCUUAAAUUAUUCAUAUUUGGACCAUGGAUUGAAUAUGGCAUUGAUCGACAAUUAACUAAAUAUACACAUGGUUCAGCAACAGUUGCAAUCAGUGCAAGAAUGGGUGUAGUACUGAGAUUGAAAUUUAAUCGUGGUAGUCAAGCAUUUACUAUACCAUUCCAACUAUCGCAAGAAAUUCUACCAAGUUCAAUAUUUUAUGCGACAGUUGUACCUGUUCUUGCAUAUCUUGUACUUGAUCGAUUGAUUAUUCAACCAUUUACUCGAUUAGAACAAAAUAGAACACAAAAAAAAUAUCAAGAUGAAGCACGUGAAAAACAAAGUGAACGUCGUCGUGAAGCAAUGAAUGCUCAAGAAGUUCUUCGAUCACUUGUUGAACAAAUAAAAGAUCGAGAAGGUUCACAAGGUUUACUUAUUCUUCAAGCAUAUUAUGGUCAUUUAACAUCAACAAUAAAUGAAUCAUCCACUAAAAUCAUCGAUGUUACUAUACCAUUACAAACAUUAGUUAAGAAUUCAACAUUAAAAAUAGAAACAACAGUAUCAAAAUCUAAUCUAACUGGUUUUUAUGAUCCAUGUAUAGACGAAGAAAAAUCUUUAUUUAUAAAAUAUUCAUUUCAUUCACAAAUACAUACAGUUACAUAUAAAGAUACAGAUCCUAUUAUAUUACCUAUAUUAUGA
Adineta steineri is the source of this 1665-nucleotide messenger RNA. NCBI's taxonomy places the organism in Eukaryota, Metazoa, Rotifera, Eurotatoria, Adinetida, Adinetidae. The record is from the annotation of a GenBank genome assembly.